Mycena citricolor is the source of this 5194-nucleotide messenger RNA. Lineage: Eukaryota; Fungi; Basidiomycota; Agaricomycetes; Agaricales; Mycenaceae. The record is from the annotation of a GenBank genome assembly.
CCGCACACGCGUUGAAUGCACUUAUACUUGGCUGGGCCACCAGGGCCUCGCGUCAUCUAUCUCAUCUCCCCCGAGCGCCGUCGAGUGCUUUCGUUCCGGCAAAGCGAGUCGAACCCAGCACAGGCCGUCGUGGAAUUCGUUCCACAAUCACAAGUCAACCUCAAUAAUGCGAUCCGUCUGACGACCAGAGUUAUCAAGGGUUGCUUGGGACUGAUCUCAUUGGAGAACGAUAUCUUCCUCGCUGUCAUCUCCAGCGCAACCGAGGUCGGGAAUACGCGCCCCAACUCUUCCCGUGUGGAGUCAGUGUCAAAGAUCCACCAAGUCAGCUUCUACAGUCUGACCGUUUCGACGUGGGAUGAUAUCGCAGCGGAGACCCUGGCCACGACAGAGGCGGCCGAUGCUAUCGUCAGGGAGAACUACGGCCAGAAUGUACCGACUCUCGAGCAUCCAUGCGCCCCGCUGACGAAGAUCCUCUCGUCCGGAUCCUUCUAUUACGCUUCCGACUCCCAGUGGGACGUAUCAUCGCGCCUGUCGCUCCGCCUCGUACGAGAUAAGACGCCGAACUUCAGCACUUUCGAUCCGGCCUUCAUCUGGAACUCGUUUCUGCUGCAAGGGCUGCUCGAUUUCCGGGACCGGUUGGACAGAUUCGAGAGGAGUGAAUUCGACGCGUGUCAGUUUAUACGUUUGGCGAUUCAAGGCUAUGUCGGCGUCUUCACCAUGGCCCUGCCGGCACCUCCAACGAGUGGUGCUCCGGCCAUCGUGACACUUUCGCUCAUAUCACGGCUCGGUUCGAAGCGGGCGGGCACACGAUUCAAUGCGCGCGGAGUGGACGAUGGUGGGAACGUAGCUAACUUCGUCGAGACGGAAACUAUCUUUACGACGGACCAGCAUUCUGUUAGCUACGUGCAAGUACGAGGGAGCGUUCCUUUGUUUUGGGAACAGCAAGGGCUACAAACAUUCGGUCAUAAGAUCCAGAUUACCCGGCCAACGACGUCCCAACCUGCAUUCGACCGGCAUUUCUCGCAAUUGGUGGACGACUAUGGCUCGGUGCAUGCCAUCAACCUGCUCGGCACCAAGGAGAAUGAAGCCUCUCUGACAAACGCCUACGCCCGUCACGUACAAAUCGCACGCGAGGGUCUUGGGGAUAGCAUUAACAUCAGCCACUUCGAUUUCCACAAUCAUGUCAGGGUUGGAGGACACGACAGCGUGAGCCGAGAGCUGCGACGGAUGGAUCGGAUUGCUACACAUGUAGAUGAAUACGGCUUCACGAUGUGUGAUGCGACGACUGACGAAGUCGUGACCGAGCAAAAGGGUAUCUUCAGGACCAAUUGCCUCGACUGUCUCGAUCGAACGAAUUUCAUCCAGGAGAUCUUAUCUAGAGGAACAUUAGAACAGUAUCUGCUUCUCGUGAGACGAGAAUGGCUGCAUUCCAACACUCUUUGGACACAUCACCGUGAGUUGUGGGGAGACAACGGCGAUGCGCUAUCCAAGAUCUAUGCCGGCACUGGGGCGCUCAACACCAGUUUCACGAGGAGUGGGAAACGCACAUUAGCUGGCGUCCUGUCGGAUGCGACGAAGAGUGUAUCUCGGGCUUACAUCAACAACUUCCAAGACAAGGCCAAGCAGACUGCUAUCGACAUGUUCCUCGGGAAUCUGAGCAACCAGCGGUCGGUGACGAUAUUCGAUCCCAUCCACGACUCUGUCCGAGAUGCGCUAGAAUCUCGGAUCAACGAAUACUCGUCAACCAGGCAGUGUUCUCUCUUCGUCGGAACAUGGAAUCUCAACGGCAGGCCUCCUUCUGAAUCGCUGUUACCUUGGCUAUUCCCACGCGAAACCAAGUCCGAACCAGACAUCUUUGUCCUCGGAUUCCAAGAAAUUGUCCCUCUCACCGCGCAGCAGAUCGUGCAGACAGAUCCUGAGAAGCGGAGGGUCUGGGAAGCCAGGAUUUUGGAGACGCUUGACCGACGGCCGACGAAAAAGUCGGACUAUGUAUUGCUGCGCAGUGAGCAACUGGUUGGUACAGCGUUGCUUGUGUUGGUGAAGACGGAGGUGGCGCCGUUGAUGAGGAAUGUCGAAGCAGCGACUAGGAAGACCGGUCUCCGUGGGAUGUCGGGCAACAAAGGCGCUGUCGGCGUGCGAUUGGAUUUUUGCGACACCAGUUUCUGCUUCUUGACUGCGCAUCUGGCGGCAGGUCAUUCAAACGUCGAGGAGCGUAAUAUGGACUACCGCACGAUUGUGAACGGGCUGCAUUUCCAGAAAGGAAAAACGAUCCAGGUCCACGAUAACAUUGUCUGGCUGGCGGAUACCAACUACCGGAUAGACCUUGAGAACGAUACGGUCCGUUCCCUGGCAGUUGGCGACGAGUAUGACGCGCUUUUGUCUGGAGAUCAGCUGCGACAAGCGAUUGACACUGGAGCAGCGUUUGCUGGAUACGAGGAGGGCCCACUAUUGUUCAGACCGACGUAUCGGUACGACCUGGGGACGGACAAUUACGACACGAGCGAGAAGAUGCGCAUUCCUGCGUGGACAGACCGCAUUCUUUUCCGGGGCGGUGACUUGGAUUUGUCGACGUACUCACGCGCUGAGUUGAAGGGAUCGGAUCACAAACCAGUAUUUGCUACGUUCAGAGCGUCGGUUCGAACCAUCGACGAGGCGAAACGGACAGCGCUGUCACAGCUUCUUCUGCGGAAUGUGCUUGCGACGGGGCCAGGGCAGAGACUGGACGAGCAGCUGGCUGCACUGUCCCUGCCCUCGACAGUAGGAGACCUGCCGCCGCCCAGUUCUGACGAGAGUGCGUGGUGGAAUGGACCUGCGCACAUGAACGGAGCCGUUUCUGAGGUCGAGAUACGGCAUCUCCGGACCGGGGUAACAAAUCCCUUCGAGCUUUCUGAUUCCGACUCGAUCUCAUCGUCGUCAUCUUCGGACGAGGAGCUGUACACCGAUGCCUUGACACUGCAUGCGCCGAUAUCUCCAGUGCAAUCUGCAAUCCCUCGGAAAAUGCCGCCGCCUCCACCUCCUCGCAAGAAACCGCCGCCCGUUGAGUAAGCAGCCACAUAGCGAGACCAUUUCUCCGUCGGCUCCUGUUCCUCGACAAUGCAUGAAGUGAUGUUCCAAGCACACUGACACGUCAUCAGGACUGUCGUACCACAGGAUACCAGGUGACUGACCUCGAGUGAACAGUUGAAGUAAAGAUGGUCGCCAGGUCGGAACGUGCGCGCAAUGUCGGCAACAUCCGCGAUCGCGCUCCGGUGUUUCUUCAGCACGAGGGCAUCGAACGGAGCGGUGACGCUGUAUACUUCAGCCAGCGCGGCGAGCGAUAUGAUGAUGCAGCCUUUGAGCGCCAGCGAGAGCAAUCUCUGUUCCGUGGACACGUCCAGUUGCGAGAUCGCAGCGAUAUGUUUUUCGACAUCAGCGACGAGCACUUUGCAAUGAGCAGACCACUCGCUCGCAACUGCAUUGUCUGCUGCAGUUGAUCUGAGUUCUGUGUGCGGCGAUUUGCACCUCAGAAUGACUUGCCAGAGUCCCACUCCGCCCGCAGCUCCUUGGCUCGGACUACAAAGUGUAUGCUUUUAGCCCUGAGAUAAUUGAUCUCGGCAUAGCCCGUGUCGCUGGCCUGAUGAGUUGUAAGCAGAGAUUAUUCGACGAGCGCAUGACGGCGACCGACGACAAGAUGCCGAAACUUGGCCAACAGGACCGACGGAAGCUGCGGAGAAUGUUCUGUGCUGAGGCCAGCGAUGCUCGUCGCCAUCAUGACAUACACCAUAUGCGACAAAGCCGAUCUCGCUUCGGCAGCGAGCCCCGACGGCACAUCCAGCACAUGAGGACUGGGGGGUCCACCGCCACCGAAUGAGAUGGCAAGGUUGUCGGCGUUGAGUCUCAGGGCGUGCUGAUUCUGCAUAACGACGUUGCUCGCCUUCCCAAGGAACUCCUGCGACUUGUUGUAUUCCGCGUUCUUUGCGUGGUACACCCCCAGCAGUUGGUACACCUGGACGUAGGUCAUAGGGUCGGGUGCACGCACGGAUCCCGCUAGGAUGUCCAAGAUGUGCAGCUUGUAUCUCUUUUCGAUCGCUGUCUGCCGUGUGAUGCGCCCGUCGCUCGAAGAGACGGGGUCGGUGGCGACCAUGUAACCCAUCAACGCACACAGCACGAUGAAGACUGGGUGCACGACGGCCCCAGAGGUGUCGCCAUCGGCGAUGGCUGCUCGCUUGUCGGCGCUGAUGUUGAAGCCGUAAUGCCAGCAAUGUUGCAGGAAAAGACAGCGCCUUAUUCCCUGUAUCAGCAAGCAGAGCAAGUCACUGACCAGCGUGUUCGGGCACUCACAACGCAAAUGAGUCGAGCUGACCGCCUUGGUCUGGGAGCGUUUCCGAAGGGGAGGCAAGUGGAGAGGAGGUCUCUUCUUCCGGUGGGGGACUAUCAGCAGAGGAUAUAUUUGGGAUCGAGACGAUGUUUGAGGGCCCGGCAGCGGAUUGCGACUCGGUGUUCAUCUCAGUCGAUAUCGGGCUGGAUUUCUCCUUUCUUGCAGCGCGUCUCUCCCACACUUUCCCACCGUAGUGACACGAUUCCGACAUUCCCAGCCGAACGCAGCCGGAGCACGGAGUCUCGCCGCUGCAUUUCUAGCACCCACCUCAGUCUCGGUCGCGGGGCGCAACACCGUCGAGCCACACACCUUCUUCUUCUGCCUGCACGAUGAGCCCGGACAUCAGAGAGAUACGGCACGGCGCUCACCGGCAGGAGAUGCACGCAGCGCCUUUCGUAAGACCUCCCGGAUUCUUCGAAGGCGCAUACACGCAAGCGAGGUGGCCGCGCGAUCGCGUACAAGGCCCGCACGGGUCCAAGCCGUCACACCGCUAGGCGACUGCCGCUGAGCCGGCUCGAUUGGGUGACGCUUCGGGACGAAGUGGACGCACCACUUUGCGUGUGCGGCAGGCUUUGCAUGUUCUUGGAGGUUCAGACAUGUAGUGCUAGUACAUUCGUCGAUGGAUAGAUAUUACAGGGAAACAGCAGUUAUAAAUGACAUCGACGACCCUGCCAGUAACACAGGUUCUGCAUCCGGAAGAUGCACUAAAUAAUACCCUGCUUUUUCAAGUCUUCAUACGUUUUCCGGUCAUACACAUUGCCCUCUUCGUCCUCGAGCUCUUCCAUCGUGUCCUGUUGAUGCAUGUCCCGCCGAUUGUCUUUGCUUAGUUUCUCGGCC